CUAUCAGCCUCAAAAAGAAUUGACGAUAGACCUCUUACUCUAUCCGCAAGCCACGCAUAAGUUAUGCAUGACGAGAAGAUGUUUCCCAAGCACUUGUCAACAAUGGGUGAGACGACGUAUCUUACCGUUCAUCAGCCGACCGGUUAUUUGGGCCAUUUUCAGCCGCCGCCGGGGACGGAGAUGGAUCACUUUUUUCAUGAAUCUAUUGACGGACUGCAACUUCGUCUCAGUCUACCAUAUCAAUAACAGUCAAGGAGAGGAAUGACUUGGCGAAAGCUUCUUUCAUUUCUUCACAGACUUUUGCUCGACUUAUCGGAAUGUCUUUAGCUUCGCGCAUAAGCGUCUCUCCCUACCCCAACAAGUCCUUUACCUUCAUCCCUCAUGACACCUGGAUACCUCCAGGGGCAAGGUCAAUCUACGGGGGUCUCGUCAUCUCGCAAGCCCUUUGCUCAUCGCUUUUGACUGUUGAAUCUCCAUUUGGCUUGCAUAGCAUUCAUUGCUACUUCUUACACCCUGCACUGCCAGACGGAGAUAUCGAAUAUAGGGUGGAUAAACUUGCUGAGGGCCAGAGAUACUGCCGAAGGGAAGUGAGGGGAUGGCAGAAUGGGAGAAUAUUCUUCAUCCUCUUCGCUAGCUAUGAAUCGCUAUAUGAACGGUCCUCAGCGUCGUCUGAAGACCAUACAUCUAUCAAAGUCUCGCACAGUCUGACAGCAAUGACUCAGCCGUGGGAUGAAGAUCCUACGCAGAAGAAUGGUGAAAGCUUCGAGGUCAAGCAGAGCUUUCAAAUGCCCUUCCCAAAGGAACUAAGACCCUGGGAUCAAUGCGAAGAGAACGAAGUCUUCCUCCAAAGACUAGUGCAGGAGAAAAGUAAAGAAGAAUUAGGAUGGAAAUGGGAAUAUUUCGACAACUGGUCAAAGAAAAGAGGUUCAGCACCCUUUUUCACUUCGGUUGCCAGGAAGAUUCCGGGAGUACCAUCUUCAAAAGAGUAUUACCUCAAUGGUUUACCCACCACCCGAAUGACGUGGUAUCGACCACGCAUAGAUCCUGAUGAAACAAUCAGCGAAGAGAUGUAUAAAUCCAUGAUCAUUUACCUGACCGAUUAUCAACUCGUGGGUGCUGCAACGCGCUCUAUCGGUCUCAACAUGUCGUCUACUCCUCAAAUAGGCUUGAUUGCCUCCUUAGACCAUUCAGUGCACUUCUACCCUUUACCACCAGAUCUCAAUUAUCAAGAGCCUGUAUUGCAUGUCAUGGAAUCGCAAGUGGCUGACAUGUCAAGUGGAAGAGCCGUGGCAAGAGGAAGAGUAUACAGCGCAAAGGGAAAGUUGUUGGCAGUGACAUGUCAAGAGGGAGUAUUUAAAGUCAGAGAGCCAGGGAAGAAGCCGAUGGGGGUGGCAGCUAGUGGAAUAGAUGAAGAAGAUCUACAGGCUAGACUCUGAGAGAUGAAGAGUGGUCUUGUCAACAAUCUGCUGAGGAGUGACUCUUUCCUUCGUAGCCACAAGGACAAGGAUUACAGUAUAAGAACGCUUGCGUUCAUGGUCUCUCUUAUGCAUAUCGCGCUGAAAC
Molecule: messenger RNA, 1563 nt
Organism: Cryptococcus deneoformans JEC21
Lineage: Eukaryota; Fungi; Basidiomycota; Tremellomycetes; Tremellales; Cryptococcaceae
Product: acyl-CoA thioesterase, putative
Exons: 3
Coding region: 318-1436 (372 amino acids)
Biological process (GO): acyl-CoA metabolic process; fatty acid catabolic process
Cellular component (GO): peroxisomal matrix
Molecular function (GO): fatty acyl-CoA hydrolase activity
Source: RefSeq, a predicted model, not a curated record